AUGGCUAACUUGAAAAUUUGUCUGUGUUUGUUCCUGAUCUGCGUUUCGUUGUCGCCAUCAUCAGCAUCUCGGCCGCUGCAGCAGCGGUUUGCGAACGCUUACGGAACUAAACGUGGGCGUAUGAUGAGAGAAGCAGAGAAAGUGUUGAAAGCUAAUAUGGAAAAGCUAAUGGAGAGAGGUUUUAAUGAGCCCAUGAGACUUAGCCCUGGAGGUCCCGACCCUCGUCAUCACUGA
Eruca vesicaria subsp. sativa (arugula) is the source of this 234-nucleotide messenger RNA. The record is from the annotation of a GenBank genome assembly. Lineage: Eukaryota; Viridiplantae; Streptophyta; Magnoliopsida; Brassicales; Brassicaceae.